Triticum turgidum subsp. durum (durum wheat) is the source of this 2031-nucleotide messenger RNA. Lineage: Eukaryota; Viridiplantae; Streptophyta; Magnoliopsida; Poales; Poaceae. The record is from the annotation of a GenBank genome assembly.
AUGGAGGUAACCACCAGAAACGUGCAAUCUAGCACUAGCAAGAGCAAGUCCAAAGCCAUGGCCAAGAUCGUGGAGGAGGAGGAGGAGCAGGAGGAGGAGGACGACGAGGCCGAAGACCCCGGCCUAAGCUGUGGCUGCUUCUUCUGCGCCAUGAAGCAGCCGGACGCGCGGCUCCGCCGCGCCAGCGUCGCCGCCUUCUUCCGGGAGCUGCCUUACAGCGAGCACGACGAUGGCGGGGCGGUCGCCGCCGUGUGGCGCGCGGCCAUGGACGCGCCAGACGACCCGGAGCUCCCGUCGCUCGGCGCCAUCCGGUGCAUGUCCCUCCUCCUCGCACGCGCGCUCGCUGACGCGGCGUGGUGCUGCCGCGGCCAGAACGCGUGCGUGCCCUACUACGCCGCCCACGUCCUCGGCUCCUACACCAUCCGCUCCUCCGCGCACGCCGAGCUGGCCGUGGCCGCCGGCGCCGUGCGCCCCUUGCUGGCCCUCCUCGGCGGCGCCAUGACGUGGGUCGAGCGCCGCGCCGCCGCGCGCGCUCUGGGCCACCUCGCCAGCUACGACGCCACGUUCCCCGCUGUUGCCCGGUGCGCCGACGAGGCGGUGCCGCUCGCCGUGCGCGCCGCGUCCACGUGCAUCGGCGACGUGUACGCGAACUACGUCGCGCUGGCGCCGAGCAAGCGUCCUAAGUACCAGCGCGACCUCUUGACGCGCGGGCUCGCCGGUGGCAGCAUCGACGCAGCCGAGGACCGGAAGGCCGAGGAAUGGGCGAGCCAGCUCCAGUGCUGGUCGCUCUACUUCCUGAGCUGCCUCGCCUCUAGAGACCCGUCAUCUCAUGCCACGAUCUGCCAGGACCCCGGCUUCUUGAGCGAGCUGUGCCGGAUGUGGGGCGGGUUGGCCAACGGCGACUCGCCCGCCGGCGUCGGGCUGCUUCGUCUUCUCUGCCGAAGUGCCGUCGGCCGCGGCGCCAUCGCGGCGUGCCCAGACGCGCUCUCCGGCCUCUGCGACCUCGUGCGGUCGUCCGAUGACUGGCAGUACAUGGCAAUCGACUGCUUGCUCCUCCUCCUCGACGACCCCGAAACUUGGCACGCCGUCGCCGACGCUACAGCGCCGUGCCUCGUGGACCUGGCCGAGCUCCGGCGCCUUGGUCCAAGGCGACGGCUCGGCGAUGCCAUAACAAGCGCGCUGCUUCUUAACGAUGACGACGACGGCCAUUUACGUGUCCGUGCGCUAGGCACGGAAGCAAAGGAAGCAGUUGCUAGCUUGCGCGAGGUAAAGAUCGAGAGGAAGGAGAGGGAAGAGGCAAUGUCUCGGGACGAGCUGCUCGAGAGAAAGCUUCUGGCCAAGGAGAAGAAGAGACAAGGCAACGGCAUGUUCUGGCACGGCGAGGUGGACAGGGCCAUCGAGCUGUACACGGAGGCGCUGGAGCUCUGCCCGCCGAGCGGGAGGCGGGAUCGGCUAGUUCUGCACAGCAACCGCGCACAGUGCUGGCUAGCGCGGCGGGAGGCCGACGCGGCGGCGAGCGACGCGACGCGCGCGCUCUCGCUGGCGCGGCCGGCAAACGCGCACGCCAGGAGCCUGUGGCGCCGCGCGCAGGCGUAUGAUAUGAAGGGCGGCAUGGCCAGGGAGAGCCUCCUGGACUGCCUGGCCUUCGCCGGCGCGUGGAUCGACCACCGGAAGCACGGGGGACAACCCACGGCGGCGCGCGGCGCGAACAAGCAGAAGCUGCCGUACUGCGUCGCGAGGAUGAUUGGUAAGCAGAUGAGCGUGGCGGGGCUCUUCGCCGGCGUGUCGGCAGGUGGUGGCAAGGUAGGAAGGGAUGAUCGCGUAGGAAGCGAUGAUCCCAUGCCACGAUGCAGCGACGGCGACGAUGAUGGCGACGACGAGGAAGAUGACGAUGGCGACGAUUGUGAUCGUGAUGGAAGCGAGGAGGAAUUCUACGACACUGAACUGAGGUUUUGUAGAUCAGGUAGCGGUUUGCCGAUCAUGGCAGAAGAGACUUGGAGCAGCAGAUUGGCCCCAAGGAAGAAGAUGUGA